UCUGUUCGCCGCCUCUCCCACCGGCCCCAUGAGCUGCAGCGGCUCCGGCGCGGACCCCGAGGCGGCGCCGGCAUGUGCCGCCUCGGUGGCGGGUCCUGCGCCCCCUGUGUCGGCUCCCGCCGCGCUGCCCAUCAGCACGGCGGCGGAGAGCAAAGCCAGCCCCGCGGGGACGGCAGGGGGUCCCGGGGCUGGAGCCACCACUGUGGGCGCGGGCCCCGUCGCGGCGCGGGCCGGGGAGCCGGCGGAGCGGCGCGGGCCGGCUUCGGUGGCAGCGGGCGGCGCGGCACCCCCGGAGGGGGCAAUGUCUAACGGGGUUUACGCCCUGCCAAACGCGGCCAAUGGAGAAGUGAAGCCCGUAGUGUCCAGCACACCUCUGGUGGACUUCCUGAUGCAGCUGGAGGAUUACACACCCACGAUCCCAGAUGCAGUGACUGGUUACUACCUGAACCGUGCUGGCUUUGAAGCUUCAGACCCACGCAUAAUUCGGCUCAUCUCAUUAGCUGCCCAGAAAUUCAUCUCAGACAUCGCCAACGAUGCCCUACAGCACUGCAAAAUGAAAGGCACAGCCUCUGGCAGCUCCCGGAGCAAGAGCAAGGACCGCAAGUACACCUUAACCAUGGAAGACUUGACCCCAGCCCUCAGCGAGUAUGGCAUCAAUGUGAAGAAGCCGCACUACUUCACCUGAGCCACCCAACCCAAGAUGUAUUUGUCUUUCCCUCUGUCCCCACACCAGCCUGUUUUCAUAAUAAACUUUAUUGUGACA
Molecule: messenger RNA, 763 nt
Organism: Meriones unguiculatus (Mongolian gerbil)
Lineage: Eukaryota; Metazoa; Chordata; Mammalia; Rodentia; Muridae
Gene: Taf10
Product: TATA-box binding protein associated factor 10
Exons: 5
Coding region: 29-685 (218 amino acids)
Biological process (GO): transcription initiation at RNA polymerase II promoter
Cellular component (GO): nucleus; transcription factor TFIID complex; SAGA complex
Molecular function (GO): promoter-specific chromatin binding; RNA polymerase II general transcription initiation factor activity
Source: RefSeq, a predicted model, not a curated record